Molecule: messenger RNA, 1906 nt
Organism: Opisthorchis viverrini
Lineage: Eukaryota; Metazoa; Platyhelminthes; Trematoda; Opisthorchiida; Opisthorchiidae
Exons: 9
Coding region: 1-1689 (562 amino acids)
Molecular function (GO): protein binding
Source: RefSeq, a predicted model, not a curated record
AUGAAAGUAGGCUCAACCUACCACACUCCGGUACCAGUCCCACCGGAGUUCCUCGAGUCUCCGUUUUCGCUGUCUCUGAUGUAUGUCUACGACUUUCCAGAUGUUUCUACAAGUCAUUGUCCACUUUUUGCUGGCUACUUGAAAUCUUGUAGUUCAAAUGCAAGUGUCCUCCAAAUGAAUGAAUACGUUGCAAAGCAGCGGUCGGUGUAUUGGCACCUUCCACCGACAAACGAGAUGCGCGUCCAAAUGACUUUCCGAUGGGACUCGGCGAGCGCCUUUUUGGUGCGUGGCGAGAAUGGACUGGAAGGCAUAAAUGGCAAAAAGGAACUAAGCAUCUGGCUCUCUUCAGACUUGUCCUGUGUAAAGCAUGAAAAAUUGGCUCAUAAGGCAUUCGUCGUUCUACGGAUGUUUCGGCGAGCCUUCCCCCGUAUUACUCGCACGGAUUAUCAGAUACUCAAUGGCGUCUACGUGAGACUGCUUCUUUUAUAUUUACUCAGGUACAAGAAGGACGUAUCACUCAUUGAGUGUGUCCAUCAAGCAGCAUCGAAAACGGUUGCCUCUCUGAAAUCCAGGGGCUAUGAAGCGCAUCUCUGUCUUAAACUCCGAGGAGAUCUAAUAUUUACGUACGCCCGUUUUGAACAAGGUUUAGCCAACGGGUCUUUCACCACCGAUCCAGCUAAUCCACGACGGGGACAUGAUAAGAUUUUCAAGCCCAGAGGGUUCACUUUUAUGGAGCAAAAUUAUAUCUCAUUUCGGGUAGUUGCUGCGUGCUACACCCUUUUUUCACUUGUGCCUUUCAGAACAAAACCGACCCGGGAAACUUGGGCAAAAGCCUCGAUCCUUGUAUCAAUCCGUGAAUCCGUGAAUCCUCCGACAGACGGUCACGCUGAGAAUUUCAAGAGCAACGCUAUACCUUUUUGUCGCCUGUGCCUUUCAAAUGAACGACAAGGACAGACCGAUCGAAAAAACGUGGGCGGCCUUGAUCCUGUGCAUCAAUCCGUUAAGAUACUUUCCAGAUGCAACAAGAUGUUGAGGAAUGAUGAAGAAGUUCAACUGCAUAGCGUACGCACUGGUCAUGUUAAUUAUUCAGAAUCCACUGAGUCGGUUAAGCCGUUAACAGAAGAGGAACGGAAGCUACAAAUGGAAAAGCUCCAGGAGUUAUUGCAACAAAAGAAACUUCAGCGUGAAGCCAAAGAAAGAGAAGAAGAGCUGGAACGUGAGAAACAGCGUAGAAGACAAGGCAAGGACAUUGUGUCAGCCAAGGCGAAGUUUGAAGAAGACGAAAUGAAACGUCUGGUUGAACAAAGGCGUCGCGAGAAAGAGGAGGACAGAGCAUACAGGGAGCGACUCAAGGCGGACAUCGCUCGAGAACGCGAGGAGAAGAAAAUGCGUGAACGCGGGGAAGCUGCUGCAGCCCCUUAUUCUAAACCCACCCUGCCACCGCAAGCAACUAAGUCAGAUGCCACCCCAUUGAAAUAUGACUUUGGUGCAAAGGAACCGCUCAGCGCAGUUCGACUCUACGUAUGUCAGCAUUGGCCUAAUGGAUCAGAUGGAUUGGAUCCCGCUACGGUCAUUUUGUUCACAACGUUCCCAAAACGUGACUAUACGGAAGAUGAUAUGCAAACUGCUUUAUCCGACCUAGGAUUGUGCCCAUCUGCUGUACUUAUGGCCCGACGGAAAGUAUGCUGAUUGUGUUGUUGCCGUAAAAGCGCAAAAUUUUGUGACCCUCAAAUAUAUGGUUUAUUUGCUGACCGCCAACCCACUGACAGUUUUGGGGGAUGGAUUCCCAGUGUUUCCGCCAGUUCGUUUCAUUCACCUACGCUACUGCAUAUCUAUUCUAAUAGAAUUUGUUUCAUUUCAGCUGAUGUUUAUGUAAACUCCGGAGAUUUUUUCAGGUCCAAUGCUG